UUCUUCUUCUUCUUCAAGAAACAGAGUCUUGGUCAAAGAAAGAUCGAAUCUUGAAAGGCAAAGAAUCAUGUCGAUGAUGAUUCCAAGCCUUGAAGCCUGCAAGAAGAGGAAGCGAAGGCCAAAGGUUUAUGGGUUCCAUUCAUUUGGGGAACCCGGCUACCCGAUUCUUCCACUGGGUCCAUUCCGUGAUAACAUUCGUCUCUUUCUUCAACAAUGUGCAGAGCUGGAGAGUUACAGUGUUCAGGGCAUGCCCGUUUGGUGCACUCUUCUUGUUCAUGACAACCGAAGCCUUGUUCUUCCUCUCUACACCAUUGAAGAGAACGUCAAGACCUCCGACACCCCCUUCUGCGAUUACUGCCGAUGCACUGCUUCUCUGUUCUGCCAUCUUCAGCUUACUUCUCAGCUUCCUGGUUUGGACAUGGCAUGUUGUUAUUGUUGUUUAGGUUGGAGUAACCAUUUUGUAUCGAAGAGAAAGUACCACAUGAUAAUUCCAAUGGAUGAUGACUGGAAUAAGCCUUUGGAUGAUGGUAUCUUGGAUGUUUCAACCCAUCUCUUACAUGGGUUAAUUCACUGUAAUGGGUUUGCUCAUUUGCUAUGCAUCAAUGGACUUGAAGGUGGUUCUAAGCAUCUUUGUGGCAGAGAGCUCAUGGAUCUUUGGGAUCGGAUCUGCAUUAAUCUUCGAACCAGGAAAAUCACAGUCGAAGAUGUCUCAAAGAAACGGUCCAUGGAACUUCGCCUGCUCCAUGGAGUUGCUUAUGGGCAUCCUUGGUUUGGUAGAUGGGGUUACAAAUUUUGCCAUGGAAGCUUUGGCGUCAAAGAGCACAUUUAUGAAAGAGCACUUGAGAUACUCAGCUCAUUAAAACUUGAAAAGAUCAUCCAAGAUUUUAGUGACUUGGACCAGUAUGAAGAGCUGAAGAAAAUUGUUCGUUACUACAGAUAUUUGAGUGAAACACAGUUAGUUACUAUCAAAGAUCUUCUCAGAUUUAUGCUUACUAUCAAGGCUUGCUUUCCUGCACAGAGAAACUCGCUACUUCCUACUGCAAAACCUGCAGAUGUGAUUGAGAAAGCAAAACCUGCAACCAGAGAAUCCGUUAAGAUCAAGCCUCUGAUAAAGCAAAAGUCUUCAAAGUAUAGGAAGUUUGCUACUGUUGUUUCUCACAUGGAUAGCAGAUGGCCUGCCAGAAGACUAGAGUUUGCAGCAGAUGUGAUUGUGAAUGCGCUGAAAGAAAAGAAAGAGAAGGACUUUAGAAAUGGUGGGAUGGCCCGGCAAGAUGUGCGAGAUGCAGCUAGGUUGCAUAUUGGAGAUACAGGUUUGUUGGAUUAUGUGCUGAAAUCACUGAACAAUGUGGUUGUUGGGAAUCAGGUUGUCUGUCGUUCAGUGAAUCCAACCACUCGGAUUUUGGAAUAUACGGUUCAUGAUCUUAAUGAUGGGGAUAAAGUGUCUGAACCUGAGAAAGAGAUGCUUCCCCUACCCCCUCCACCAGCUGCUCCAGUUCCUGGAAUUGAUGUUUACAGUGAUGUUCUUUAUUUGUAUGAGCAUGUACUGUUGGGAUAUCCAGAAUCUGGAUUGCUAGAGUUGGCUACACAAGCAGUAUUGGACACUAAGCACUUUGUAAAGGAAUGUCCAUUUAGGGAUGAGAAAGAGCAGUUACUGACAUUGUUUUGCCAAAUCUUGCCAAGUUUGACUGAUAAGGAAAUUGAAUUCAAGAGGGAGUUGCCUCCAGGUGAGAUAGUGGUAAUGCCACUGGAUGCAACUGUUGGAGAGCUAAAGCAGGAAGCUGAGAGUGCAAUGAGGGAUACAUAUUGUAUCACAGAACAGUUUGUGGUGAUGGAAAUCAAAGGCUUGGAGGAAUCAGAUGAUAUGGAAGUGCUUUCUGGAGCAGUUCAAUCGGGUACAGAGGUUGGAGUGAGAGGGAGUGGGAUAGAUUUAGACACACCGUUGAGGUACCAAGGGGGAUCGGACACAUGGAUGGUGAGAUGUGAAUGUGGGGCUACAGAUGAUGAUGGUGAAAGGAUGGUGGCCUGUGAUAUAUGCGAAGUGUGGCAGCAUACACGCUGCUGUGGAAUGGAGGAUGCUGAUGAAGUCCCACGUCUGUUCAUUUGCUCAACAUGUUACGUUUCACUUGUUCCGCCUAAAACUGAACCUGCAGCUAAAUUUGACUGUUCCACUGCGUUUCUGGAGUGGAGACAAUGAAUAUGGACCAGGCUUUGGGUACUAAUAUGCGUCUUAGAAUUCUACUGCAGACUUUUUGCACACCGACGGAUAUGUUUUGUGCUGAUAAAGACUGUCAAACUGUCAAUGCAUAAAGAUGGUGCAUUUUUGUUUCUCCAAUGGUGUAGAUAAGUAAAUGUCAUGUUGAAUAGCUCAUUCUUUUGAACAGAUCAACAAUCAUCAAUAGUUCAAUACAGAAUUCUUUUACCUCUCUCUCUCUCUCUCUCUCUGUGCCCCCCCCAAAUUCAGAUUGUCAUUCUAGGGAAGAAAGGAAAAGAUAAGAAAAUUGAUCAAAGUGCUUUUCUGUUCAGAUUACAUAAACAGUUUAUGCAAAAGAUAAUCUGAUAGAUACA
This is a messenger RNA of Rosa chinensis, 2565 nucleotides long. RefSeq names its product PHD finger protein MALE MEIOCYTE DEATH 1. NCBI's taxonomy places the organism in Eukaryota, Viridiplantae, Streptophyta, Magnoliopsida, Rosales, Rosaceae. The transcript has 3 exons. The coding region runs from base 68 to 2194 and encodes 708 amino acids. The record is from RefSeq and is a predicted model, not a curated record.